Messenger RNA from Cuculus canorus (common cuckoo), 15844 nucleotides. It is a transcript of the gene TENM4, whose product is annotated as teneurin transmembrane protein 4. Gene Ontology annotation, biological process: heterophilic cell-cell adhesion; signal transduction; neuron development. Bases 1722 to 9881 code for a protein of 2719 amino acids. Gene Ontology annotation, molecular function: protein homodimerization activity; cell adhesion molecule binding; protein heterodimerization activity. NCBI's taxonomy places the organism in Eukaryota, Metazoa, Chordata, Aves, Cuculiformes, Cuculidae. Gene Ontology annotation, cellular component: neuron projection; membrane. The record is from RefSeq and is a predicted model, not a curated record. The transcript is spliced from 30 exons.
AAAAGAAAAGAGAAAAGAAGAUGCUCAUCAUUUCUUUAAUGGCUGUUGAGAGACAAAUCUCCCUUUCUUUGUCAUGUCUGGUCAAAGACUGAUCCAGAAAGAUGCCUCAUAUCCCACCAUGCUCUGGGAGAUUAGUGGGUGUUUUCAGAUAUUCUUUCUGAAGGCUGUUUUUCAUGAAACUUAGUAACUGAAUUCGCAUCAGAAUUAAUGAAGAGGGAGGGCACCUGCCGCUUAACACAGAGAAGGUUAUAGUCAAAAACAGCAGUAAUACUUCCCUGGUACUACUGAAUUUGGUAAUCAAUCACACAUAAAUCCAUAAAGCCAAAUUCUUUCUUUGUUUUCCACCCUUUCCUUUUCCUUCAUCCAUAAUUUACCUUUGCAGAUGAGAUCUGCAUCUUUGGGAAUAAAAUCUCGUUUGAAUUCUGAAAUCAACUUUUAAGAGUGACUCAGUACAUCUGGUAAGACAACGUCUGAUCCCUCCAAUCUCUAAUCAACUUAAUAGGGGCAAGAGCAUAGGCAGGCAGGACUUAGGAUUUUUCUUCUUAUUUCCACAGAGUUGUUCCGGGUAUAUUACAAAGCUACUAAAGUUCACAUUCUAGGACAAGGUAAAAUGUCUUUGAGGCAUCGAGUAGCACACAUUUAAUGAAGAUAGAAAGCCAAUCACUUAACAUCAGAUGAGGAACAGCAAUUUCCUACAGUCUGGCACUUUGUGUAUUGAACAAAAUUGCAUGAGAGCUUUGAGCACUAGGAGAGCUGUCAAGCGGCUGUUUGUCUGGGAGCUGGAGUAGUCCCCUUGGAAACAGCUUAAACCUUUUAAAUGAAAGCAUUACAGAAUGUACAUCUUUGUGUAAUAUAUUAUCCAUAGCCUCAACUGUCAAGAGCCAGGCAACACGGUGUUUGUAUAUAUUUUUUACUGAUAGUUAUUUUCAUGCUUUCACGUGUAAACAGGAUCUCCUCUAAUAUUCCAGAGUACUUGGCUACUCAACAAGCAAGAAUCAUACAACAAAAAUGUUCAGCUGGCUUAUCCGACCCCAUAUCAUUUACCUAAAAAACUAUGAUACUGUGAUUCUCUAUUACAAAUACAAAGAGAUUUCUUGUUAGAUAAGGCAAACUGAGAAAUUUGAGUCACCCUCUGUACAUUAUGGUGAGAAUUAGUGUGUGUAUGGUGGCUGCUGUUAAUAGACGUACUUGAUGCCAUAUAUCAUCACCUAUACAUAACACUGGUCCAAAUUCACAAGUCUGUAUUAUUGCAUCACGAGCAAACUCUGGGGAAACGUGUUAUUUGUUUUAUUUUUUAUCAUUGAAAAAAACCAAACCAACACGUACUUACUUUACUCAUUUUAUUUUUUCUGGCAGCUAUGGGAAUAACUAACAAAACGGCUAGAAAAAAAGAAUACAAGGAUACAUGUUAUAAAUACAAGUGAGAAUGGCUGGACCAUUGCAGUGGCGCACUGAUUUUUAUGGACGGUGAACGCAAAAAGGGGACUGAGAAGAGACCACUGGAGUUAUUCUGACACAUGACUUUCUGUUCUUAGGCAAACGAGGAUCUGAAAUAUGUAGACUGAGAAUAACACACUACCAGGUUAAAACUGCAUCCUGCAAGAAGGAUUUCAUGGAUUAUUCCUAGAAGUUUCUAAGAGAGUACAUAUAAAAAAGCUAUUCUGAUCUGACCAUCACACAGACGUCAUUAUUUUAAUGUUGAAUACUCAGACAAGGGUGCCAUGGAUGUAAAAGAAAGGAAACCGUAUCGAUCUCUGACUCGGCGCCGUGACACUGAGCGUCGCUACACCAGUUCUUCAGCUGAGAGUGAGGACAGCAAGGUACCCCAGAAGUCCUACAGCUCCAGCGAGACUCUGAAAGCUUAUGAUCAAGACUCCAGGCUGACCUACGGCAAUCGAGUCAAAGACAUGGUGCACCAGGAGGCUGAUGAAUUCUGCCGAGCAGGAGCCAACUUCUCUUUGCGAGAGCUGGGUCUUGAAGACGUGACACCCACACAUGGGACUUUGUACCGGACUGAUAUUGGGCUGCCUCACUGCAGCUACUCCAUCAGCGCUGGCUCGGAUGCCGACACAGAGGCAGAUGUGGUCAUGUCACCUGAGCAUCCCGUAAGGCUCUGGGGACGCAACACGAAGUCUGGACGCAGCUCCUGCUUGUCAAGCCGAGCCAACUCGAACCUCACCCUCACUGACACAGAGCAUGAGAAUACUGAAACCGAUCAUCCUCCAAAUCUUCAAAAUCAUUCAAGACUUAGAACUCCACCACCUCCAAUAUCACAUGCUCACACCCCAAAUCAACAUCAUGCGGCCUCCAUCAAUUCCCUAAACAGAGGGAACUUCACUCCACGCAGCAAUCCCAGCCCAGCUCCUACAGACCACUCUCUUUCUGGAGAACAACCAGCCAGCACUCAAGAGCCAGCCCAUGCUCAGGACAACUGGUUACUUAACAGUAACAUCCCUCUGGAGACUAGGCACUUCCUGUUCAAACCUGGAGGCACUUCUCCCCUUUUUUGUACAACAUCGCCGGGAUAUCCUUUGACGUCCAGCACUGUGUACUCACCUCCCCCUAGGCCCCUUCCCAGAAGUACCUUCUCUAGGCCUGCCUUUAACCUGAAGAAACCCUAUAAGUACUGUAACUGGAAAUGCGCUGCUCUGAGUGCCAUUGUCAUCUCAGUCACGUUGGUGAUCCUGCUGGCCUAUUUCAUAGCCAUGCACCUGUUUGGCCUAAACUGGCACCUGCAGCCGAUGGAAGGGCAGAUGUAUGAAAUCACGGAAGACACAGCCAGCAGUUGGCCAGUGCCAACGGACGUCUCCUUAUAUCCUUCGGGGGGCACAGGGUUAGAGUUACCUGACAGGAAAGGCAAAGGAACCAGUGAAGGAAAGCCCAGUAGUUUCUUUCCAGACGACAGUUUUAUAGACUCUGGAGAAAUUGAUGUUGGCAGACGAGCCACACAGAAGAUUCCUCCUGGUAUCUUUUGGAGAUCUCAGGUGUUCAUCGACCACCCAGUACAUCUGAAAUUCAAUGUUUCACUAGGAAAGGCUGCUCUGGUUGGCAUCUAUGGUAGAAAAGGCCUCCCACCAUCACACACACAGUUUGACUUUGUUGAGCUCCUUGAUGGAAGGCGUCUACUGGCACAGGAGGCGAGAAGCUUAGAAGGACCUCAGCGGCAACACAGAGCUUUUGUGCCCUUGUCCAGCCAUGAGACAGGCUUUAUCCAGUAUUUAGAUUCAGGAAUAUGGCAUUUAGCCUUCUACAAUGAUGGCAAGGAAUCGGAAGUGGUUUCUUUUCUGACUACUGCUAUUGAAUCGGUGGAUAAUUGUCCCAGUAAUUGCUACGGGAAUGGAGACUGCGUGUCUGGGACUUGCCAUUGCUUCCUGGGUUUUCUGGGCCCUGACUGUGGCAGAGCGUCCUGCCCAGUGCUGUGCAGUGGAAAUGGGCAGUACAUGAAGGGGAGGUGCUUGUGCCAUAGUGGCUGGAAGGGAGCAGAAUGUGAUGUCCCAACAAACCAGUGCAUUGACAUCUCCUGCAAUAACCAUGGCACGUGCAUCAUGGGGACCUGUAUCUGCAACCCAGGAUACAAAGGGGAGAGCUGUGAAGAAGUGGACUGCAUGGAUCCUACCUGCUCAGGACGAGGCGUGUGCGUGCGAGGAGAAUGUCACUGUUCAGUUGGCUGGGGAGGAACAAACUGUGAGACCCCAAGAGCAACUUGUCUGGACCAAUGCUCUGGUCAUGGGACCUUCCUCCCAGAUACUGGACUCUGCAGCUGCGAUCCCAACUGGACUGGACACGAUUGCUCAAUCGAGAUUUGUGCAGCGGACUGCGGAGGACAUGGCAUUUGUGUUGGAGGCACCUGCCGCUGUGAGGAGGGAUGGAUGGGCACAGCCUGUGAUCAGCGAGCGUGUCACCCACGCUGCAAUGAGCACGGGACAUGCCGGGAUGGCAAGUGUGAAUGCAGCCCGGGCUGGAACGGAGAGCACUGCACUAUUGAGGGAUGCCCUGGCUUGUGUAACGGCAACGGCAGAUGCACUCUGGACAUGAACGGCUGGCACUGUGUCUGCCAGCUGGGCUGGAGAGGAGCGGGCUGUGAUACUUCCAUGGAGACGGCAUGCGGCGAUGGGAAAGACAACGAUGGAGAUGGCCUUGUGGAUUGCAUGGACCCAGACUGCUGCUUGCAGCCACUGUGCCACGUCAAUGCUCUGUGCCUGGGCUCCCCAGACCCUCUGGAUAUCAUCCAGGAGACACAAGCCCCCAUCUCCCAGCAAAGCUUGCAUUCAUUCUACGAUCGGAUCAAGUUCCUGAUCGGCAAGGACAGCACUCACGUCAUCCCAGGAGACAAUCCAUUUGAAGGAGGGCAUGCAUGUGUGAUUCGAGGCCAGGUGAUGACAGCAGACGGGACCCCUCUAGUUGGAGUGAACAUCAGCUUUGUUAACAAUCCCCUUUUUGGAUACACAAUCAGCAGACAAGAUGGCAGUUUUGAUCUCGUUACCAUUGGUGGGAUCUCCAUUAUCCUGCACUUUGAGCGGGCUCCCUUCAUCACCCAGGAGCACACGCUGUGGCUGCCAUGGGAUCGCUUCUUUGUGAUGGAAACCAUAGUCAUGAGGCAUGAAGAGAACGAAAUCCCAAGCUGUGACCUCAGUAACUUUGCCCGGCCCAACCCUGUGGUCUCCCCAUCUCCUCUGACAUCUUUUGCAAGUUCUUGCUCAGAGAAAGGUCCCAUUGUUCCUGAAAUCCAGGCUCUACAGGAGGAGAUUAACAUUUCCGGUAGUAAAAUAAAAGUGAGUUACCUGAGCAGUCGCACAGCUGGCUACAAAUCAGUCCUGAGGAUCAGCAUGACCCACCCCACCAUCCCCUUCAACCUCAUGAAAGUCCACCUCAUGGUGGCUGUCGAGGGACGCCUCUUCAGAAAGUGGUUUGCAGCUGCUCCAGACCUGUCCUAUUAUUUCAUCUGGGAUAAGACAGACGUCUACAGCCAGAAGGUCUAUGGGCUCUCAGAAGCCUUCGUUUCAGUGGGUUAUGAGUAUGAAUCCUGUCCUGACUUGAUCCUGUGGGAGAAGAGGACAGCUGUGCUUCAAGGUUAUGAAAUUGAUGCUUCUAAACUCGGAGGAUGGUCCCUGGACAAACAUCAUGCCCUCAACAUACAAAGUGGAAUCCUGCAUAAAGGAAAUGGGGAAAACCAGUUUAUUUCCCAGCAGCCUCCUGUAAUCGGAAGCAUUAUGGGCAAUGGCCGCAGACGUAGCAUUUCUUGUCCGAGCUGUAAUGGUCUUGCAGAUGGGAAUAAACUCCUGGCUCCUGUUGCCCUAACGUGUGGGUCUGAUGGAAGUCUUUAUGUUGGAGAUUUCAAUUACAUCCGAAGGAUCUUUCCCUCUGGCAAUGUCACCAACAUCCUGGAGCUGAGCCACAGCCCAGCUCAUAAGUAUUACUUGACCACAGAUCCAAUCACCGGCUCCGUCUACCUCUCUGACACCAACAGCCGACGUAUCUAUAAAAUCAAGUCAACCACAUCAGUGAAAGACAUUGUGAAGAAUUCAGAGGUCUUGGCUGGAACCGGGGAUCAGUGCCUCCCAUUCGAUGAUACCCGAUGCGGAGAUGGAGGCAAAGGCACUGAUGCUACCCUUACAAAUCCCAGGGGCAUCACUGUUGACAAGUUUGGGCUGAUUUACUUUGUGGAUGGCACUAUGAUCAGGCGGAUUGAUCAGAAUGGGAUAAUCUCAACUGUAUUGGGUUCCAAUGAUUUGACAUCUGCGCGGCCUCUCAGCUGUGACUCUGUCAUGGACAUUUCUCAGGUUCGUCUAGAAUGGCCCACGGAUCUUGCAGUCAAUCCAAUGGAUAAUUCGCUGUAUGUGCUUGACAACAACGUUGUGUUGCAGAUAUCUGAGAACCACCAAGUGCGCAUUGUGGCAGGGAGGCCCAUGCAUUGCCAGGUGCCAGGCAUGGAUCACUUCCUCCUUAGCAAGGUGGCAAUCCACGCUACACUGGAGUCUGCUACCGCCCUGGCUGUCUCACAUAAUGGGGUCCUGUAUAUUGCUGAGACUGAUGAGAAAAAGAUCAACCGCAUCAGGCAGGUCACCACCAAUGGAGAGAUUUCUCUUGUUGCUGGUGCACCAAGCAGCUGUGACUGCAAGAAUGAUGCUAACUGUGACUGCUUCUCAGGUGACGAUGGCUAUGCCAAAGAUGCCAAACUCAAUGCACCAUCUUCCCUUGCAGUGUGUGCAGAUGGGGAGCUGUAUGUCGCUGAUCUUGGAAAUAUCCGAAUCCGCUUUAUUCGGAAAAACAAACCGUUCCUCAACAUGCAAAAUCUAUAUGAGUUAUCCUCGCCCAUAGACCAGGAACUCUACUUGUUUGACACCAGUGGUAAGCACCUUUAUACUCAGAGCCUUACCACUGGAGAUUAUCUUUACAAUUUUACUUAUUCUGGAGAUGGAGAUAUAACUCUGAUCACUGACAAUAAUGGCAACUUAGUCAAUAUCCGAAGAGAUUCCACGGGGAUGCCACUCUGGCUGGUGGUGCCUGAUGGCCAAGUCUACUGGGUGACAAUGGGUACCAACAGCGCACUCAAGAGUGUGACAACACAGGGGCAUGAAGUGGCCAUGAUGACAUACCACGGCAGCUCUGGUCUCCUUGCCACCAAAAGCAAUGAAAAUGGUUGGACAACAUUUUAUGAGUAUGAUGGCUUUGGGCGCCUGACCAACGUGACCUUCCCUACUGGCCAAGUGAGCAGCUUCCGCAGUGAUACCGACAGCUCUGUGCAUGUCCAGGUGGAAACCUCCAGCAAGGAUGAUGUUACAAUAACAACCAAUUUAUCUGCAUCAGGAGCCUUUUACACCCUGCUCCAAGAUCAAGUCCGAAACAGCUACUACAUUGGCGCUGAUGGCUCUCUCAGACUGAUACUCGCUAACGGCAUGGAGGUGGCCCUGCAAACUGAGCCACAUCUGCUGGCUGGCACCGUCAACCCCACAGUCGGGAAGAGGAACGUCACCCUGCCCAUCGACAAUGGCCUCAAUCUCGUGGAGUGGAGGCAGAGGAAGGAGCAAGCGAGAGGGCAGGUCACUGUCUUUGGACGUCGACUGAGGGUCCACAACAGAAACCUGCUGUCCCUUGACUUUGAUCGUGUGACAAGGACAGAGAAAAUCUAUGAUGACCACCGCAAGUUCACACUCCGCAUCCUUUAUGACCAGGCAGGGAGGCCCAGUCUCUGGUCACCCAGCAGCAGACUGAACGGGGUCAAUGUCACCUAUUCCCCAGGAGGGCACAUUGCGGGAAUUCAGAGAGGUACAAUGUCGGAAAGGAUGGAGUAUGAUCAGUCUGGCAGAAUUACAUCCAGGAUCUUUGCUGAUGGCAAAUCAUGGAGCUACACUUACUUGGAGAAGUCCAUGGUGCUGCUCCUUCACAGCCAGAGACAGUAUAUUUUUGAGUUUGAUAAGAAUGACCGGUUGUCAUCAGUGACUAUGCCCAACGUUGCCCGUCAGACUUUGGAAACCAUUCGUUCCAUUGGCUACUACAGGAACAUCUACCGCCCACCUGAAGGCAAUGCUUCAGUAAUUCAGGAUUUCACAGAGGAUGAGCAGCUUCUCCACACUUUGUACUUGGGGACAGGGAGACGUGUCAUCUACAAAUACGGAAAAUUAUCCAAGUUAGCUGAGAUGCUCUAUGACACCACAAAGAUCAGUUUCACCUAUGAUGAAACUGCUGGCAUGCUGAAGACCAUAAAUUUGCAGAAUGAAGGUUUCACAUGUACAAUCAGAUACAGACAGAUAGGACCCCUCAUUGAUAGACAGAUUUUCCGCUUCACUGAGGAAGGCAUGGUGAAUGCGCGCUUUGACUAUAAUUAUGACAACAGCUUUCGGGUGACCAGCAUGCAAGCGGUCAUCAAUGAGACACCUUUACCCAUUGAUCUCUACAGAUAUGAUGAUGUGUCAGGCAAAACUGAGCAAUUUGGUAAAUUCGGAGUAAUUUACUAUGAUAUCAAUCAGAUUAUCACUACUGCUGUCAUGACUCACACUAAACAUUUUGAUGCCUAUGGCAGGAUGAAGGAAGUCCAGUAUGAGAUAUUUCGGUCUCUCAUGUACUGGAUGACUGUGCAGUAUGACAACAUGGGGAGAGUGGUUAAGAAAGAGCUGAAGGUUGGCCCUUAUGCAAACACUACUAGGUACUCAUAUGAGUAUGAUGCUGAUGGCCAGUUGCAGACAGUGUCUAUCAAUGACAAACCACUCUGGCGUUACAGCUAUGACCUAAAUGGAAACCUCCAUUUGUUGAGUCCAGGGAAUAGUGCCCGCCUUACGCCACUCAGGUAUGACCUCAGGGACAGGAUUACAAGACUGGGGGAUGUGCAGUACAAAAUGGAUGAAGACGGCUUCCUAAAGCAAAGAGGCAAUGAUAUUUUUGAGUACAAUUCAGCUGGCCUGCUCAUCAAAGCCUAUAAUAAAGCUAGUGGAUGGAGUGUGAAAUAUCGCUACGACGGCCUAGGAAGGAGAGUCUCUAGCAAAACCAGCCAUGGUCAUCACUUGCAGUUCUUCUACGCAGACCUGACCAACCCAACCAAGGUCACCCAUUUAUACAACCAUUCGAGCUCUGAGAUCACAUCCCUCUACUAUGACCUCCAAGGCCACCUCUUUGCAAUGGAACUCAGCAGUGGUGAUGAGUUCUACAUAGCCUGUGAUAACAUCGGCACUCCUUUGGCUGUCUUCAGCGGGACUGGCUUAAUGAUUAAGCAGAUACUGUACACAGCAUAUGGGGAGAUCUAUAUGGACACCAAUCCCAACUUCCAGAUCAUCAUCGGCUACCAUGGAGGACUAUACGACCCCUUCACAAAGCUUAUCCACAUGGGACGGAGAGACUAUGAUGUGCUAGCAGGUCGAUGGACAAGUCCAGACCAUGACAUGUGGAAGCAUCUGAGUAGCAAUAACAUAAUGCCUUUCAAUCUGUAUAUGUUCAAAAACAACAAUCCCAUUAGCAACUCUCAGGAUAUCAAAUGUUACAUGACAGAUGUCAACAGUUGGCUGCUCACUUUUGGGUUCCAGCUACACAACGUCAUCCCCGGCUACCCCAAACCAGACACGGAUGCAAUGGAGCCAUCCUAUGAGCUAAUCCACACACAGAUGAAAACCCAAGAAUGGGACAAUAGCAAGUCAAUUUUGGGUGUCCAGUGUGAAGUGCAGAAGCAACUGAAGGCCUUUGUCACUCUUGAGCGCUUCGAACAGAUCUACAGCUCCAGCAUUGCUGGGUGCCGGCAGGUCAGGAAGAACAAGAACUUUGCCUCUGGAGGCUCUAUCUUUGGCAAAGGCGUCAAGUUCGCCAUGAAGGAUGGGCGUGUGACCACCGACAUUAUCAGUGUUGCCAAUGAGGAUGGGCGGAGGAUUGCAGCCAUCCUGAACAAUGCCCAUUACCUGGAGAACCUGCACUUCACCAUCGAUGGAGUGGACACACACUAUUUCAUUAAGCAAGGGCCAUCGGAGGGUGACCUAUCCAUCUUGGGCCUCAGUGGUGGGCGGAGGACCCUGGAGAACGGCGUGAAUGUGACGGUGUCCCAGAUCAACACAGUACUAGGUGGAAGGACUAGACGUUACACAGACAUCCAGCUGCAGUAUGGUGCGCUGUGUCUAAACACUCGCUACGGGACUACCUUGGACGAGGAGAAGGCUCGCGUCCUAGAGCUGGCCCGACAGCGUGCUGUCACCCAAGCUUGGUCUCGGGAGCAGCAGAGACUGCGGGAUGGGGAGGAGGGUAUUCGCUCAUGGACAGAAGGGGAGAAGCAACAAGUGCUAAACACAGGCCGGGUACAGGGCUACGACGGCUAUUUUGUGAUCUCAGUGGAGCAGUACCCCGAACUAUCAGACAGCGCCAACAACAUUCACUUCAUGAGACAGAGCGAAAUGGGCAGAAGGUGACAGAGAGGGUCAAUGUGGUGACUUCUUGCCAAAGACAGCUACUCUUUUGUGGCCACUUACCUGACUGUGUUGUACUCAAUCCUUUUUCUAAACUGAACAAGGUUGGGGGAGGAAAAUAGAAAGAGAAGGAAUAAUAUGGUUGCUCUGUAACUCAUGCAACAUACUUUUUUUUUCCCCCACAUUAAUUUGGCCUUCACACGUUUUUUGCAAUGAACAGAAGGUAUAUUUUGCCAUAGUGUGAUCACAGUGAAAUUUACUGUCUCUUGUCCUUUUUUUUUGUUUUGUUUUCGCCCCUUUGUGAGGAAUUUGAAGUGGGGAGUCGUCAAUGUACAUCCUUAGGUGUGAAGUGGAAAUGGGUGUCUUUGCUAACUUGUGUCAUCCUAACCCUUUCUGAUUUGGGGCAGGGACAGAUAGCCUUCCACCUGAAACAAGGGGGACCCACGGCAUGCCUGAGAUCUCUUCCUGGGCUGAAAGAGAUGGAAGACAGCGCUGAUUCUGAUACUCUGAAAGUGACCAUCUGGAUCACGUGCCUCAAAAGAGACCUUACAAGUAGUUUUCACGUUUCACUUGGGACAUAAAGUGUUUUUUGGGGGGCUCAAGCUGAGCAGAAGUAGAUUAUAGAGGCAAAGGAGCUCAUUAUAUUAACUUGCAAGAUGAUUCUCUUCCUUCCUGAACUGGAAUAAAAAAAAAGAAAAAAAAAACAGUCUUUUUUCAUUAUGAAAGUAGAUACUUUUGGGGUUUUUUUGUGUGUGCACAAAUCCUGGUUUUAGUUAAAAAACCUAGCAUAAGCCAAGAAAGGGACUCCUGCUCUAUUAAGAAAAGCUAAAAUAAAUCCUCUCUCUCGUACAUAGAGCUGUUCUAUAGGUGGAUUUAAUGCACCCAUGUUGUACAUUUGCUAAUGGCAUAACUUCAUUAAAUGUAUAGUGUUUCAGUACACGAGGCUACGUGUUUAACAGUCCACUGUGCUGUAUCUGAUAAACCCAGUUAAUUUUUAGGAAGCUGAUUUGAAUUUAAAAGUAGUUAUAGUAUCCCAGUGACAUACCACUGAAAAUUAGAGCAAGCCAAACCCUGCUUUUCCUGAUUCUGGAGCUUGUAUUUAUUGGCUGGGAAAUGCAGUUUUGAGUUGCAUGCUGGCAAGUCGUUUAUGACUAUGGCAGAUAAAUGUCUCCUGGGGACUUUGGCAGCAGGGAUUUUAAAAUGUUUAAUAAGUAGCAACGGCUUGUGCGUGGUGGGACAAGAAGGGAAAUGUUGGAAUCUACCCUCUCACUGUUUCUUACACGAGCUUGAAUUAAACUGAGAGCCCAGUUGACAGUUAGAAGUGAAGAAGGGGGAGGUUGAAUGGAAAUGCCCACUACAGAGGGGACAAAGUGCUUUAAUAAGAAACUGCUGACAAAGUUACUCAGCAUGCUAAUGUAAUUUGUAUUCACAUGACCUCUAUGCUCUGGUAUUUGCAAGAGUCCUUGAAAUUCAAGGGAACAAGGAGAUGAGCUUAGCAUCCUCUUCCCUGCCUGAAGCAGUCCUGUGAUAGCAAGGGCCACUCCUGCAGGCACAGGGGUUACCCAGCCUCUCACUGGAGCUCCAGCAGGGGGUGGCCAAACCUGGUCCAAAAAUAGACAUCUCUAUCACACCUGCACGUAUCUUGUCUCUAAGAGCUCUCACUAUGUUUCUUGAAGAACAUCUUAGUCCUGAUUUUUUUAUUCCAUCCACUUUGAUUUUUGCUUCCUGGUUCUGCAGAGAAAUAACCCGAGAUUUGCAAUUUCCUCACUCACCCAUGUCCUCAGAGCCAGUCCUCCUGCACUUGUGCUGCCACCACUGACAACCUCCCACACAGCCUGAUACUUAUCUACAGGCUCCCGCCCCCAAGAGAAGGCGGGGGCGUAUGUUGGGCACACAUUCCUUGAUCAGCAAAAUGUUGGCAGCCCCAGUGCUAUCACAGUUUCCCCAUAGAUGCCGGCUGCCAACUCUGUCUGCCUUGCUUGUUUGUUUCAGGGUGCUUGCUAGGAGGAAGGUGAUGGGAUAGAAGUUCCCCAAUAGACUGUUCUUUCUCCAAUUCCCAAUCCCUAAUACCUUUGUCUUAGGGUCAGCUCUGGCUUUGGCCAGUGUUUUUGUGGCUGCAAAGUCCCGCAGUGGACCUACGUUGUGGCCACUCGCCAGUACAGUCAUGAUUUUCUGGUGGUCCCUCCUGCUUGCAGCAAGGGUGAAGCCAGUGCUGUAAUCCAGUGCUGUACUUUAAUCCAUCUCUUGCAGCAUGCAACCUCUAUUGCUUUGGCAGGAAAUAAUUGCAGGCAGCUGGUCUAGAAAGGAUAUCCAACUCCAGCAGAGCUGGCUGGGAGGAGACACAUUGGCCAGAGCAGCUCUUGGCAAGGGAGUGGUUGCUUCGGACAGCUGUUUGUCAGGGAUAGUUAAAAGGCCAUGGCAUUACCUCUUGUGUUUCUGAUAUCAAACUCUUGGCAAGCCUCAGUUGCCCUGAGGAUGUGCUGAUGGGGAUUAGGGGCAGCAUUAACCAAGCCAGCACUUGACACCUACUCAAAGAAGGUAGUCCCCUCUUCCCAAGACUACCCACUGCCCCGUGGAGCUAGGGAAGCUUGGUCAAAAGGCAUAAACCCCCAGCCAAGACCUGCAGUGCAGAGAAAGCUUGAUGUGCAUCCCAUUUACACUGAUCCCAUGCAAGCAGCUCCAAAAAGAAAUGGUGCUUCUAUAUCCAUCCCCAUCCAUGUGUUACAACGCUAAGAAGAGUAGCACAAGAGUAAAUGGGACAGCUUUCCACACAGCCAAGGAAAUGGAUUCUAGUGUGAAAUAUUCCUAUUGGGACUCUGCCAGCCUUAGAUGGCACCUUAACAGCCUUACACAGACUCUUCAGGUUAUUACAUGAGCUAAUGACUUUGAGGAGUUCACCCAUUUUUCAAGUGUCUUACAGUCCCAUUGCACACAUAUGGCAUUCCUAGACCCAGGAGCCAUCCUGCUCUGUGCCAUGGUGAAGGCAGCUCUGGUUGCAUUUUCAGCAUCCUCAAGCAGCAGUAGGAUAUGCCUGUGCCCAUCUGCCUGCAAGUCUGUUCAGGUCUUCUCCUGGGCCCGCACCCAGCAUCGGGACUAUGGACAUUAUGUCAAAAAGGGGGGGAAAAUAUGUGUAGAAGUAUAUAUACAUGUAUGUGUUGCUCCUCUCUUUAUCAAAACCAAAAACAUUUAGAAGGGAUGACUGUCUAGUGUUGGGGCCAAACCUGUCCAAAGACAGCUACUACGUUCCUGAAUCUUCAGCGUCUGUGGAAGAUUUCCACUUCACUAGAUGGCAAACAAAAACCAAACAUUUUCAGUCCUGACCCCCAGAUUUGCCCUUUUGCUAGUGAAAAAUCCUUUUUACACAGGAUCUCAAAUGUAUUCCCAUGGAAGUUGCAGGAAUAGGCAGUGAACACAAAGAGCUAUGUCUGCCUCAGAGAACUGUACUCUGCUAUCCACAAGCAUUUACACUCAACUGAUGGUCCCAUAACCCCUUCCCAGGCCUUGCAUUGCCCCAUUUGCCUCCCCAUGGGGCCAUGCCACAGCUGCCCAACCUUUCUUGCUUUGCUCAUGGGCAGCGGGGUAGCAGAUCUUUGCUUCUCUAACACUGGGAGAUCCUGGGUGCAAAUCCUACAGCUCUAACCUUGAUAUCCCCUUGAUCCAGACACUCUUUCAAAGGCCAGUUGCAUGCCAGACCAUCACCAAGGGAAAAUGUCACUGUGGCCUAGUGUGCUUUUGUGGCUUGACUUUAGAAGUCACAAUUUUCUUGACUCCCAAGAAAGAGGGAGUCAAGAAAAACCCUCUUUUUCCUUUAACAUACAAAGGCGUAGCUUGGGCUUGUCUGCAGUCUAAAUGGUGGUGGGAAGGAUCAUGGCCAAGGCUCACAGCUCAGAGGAGAAGAUCUACCAGUCUGCAAGUGGUGAGGACCAACAGCUUAAUAGCUGGUGCUGGUACCAAAACAUGGUCCAUUUGAAGGAACAGCAGUGAUGGAACCAACUUGCUGUGGUAUCCAGACACAAGGCAGUGCCAUGAGGGCUCUGCAGCUAAGAAACAUCCUGCAUGUGCAGCCUGAGGGAAGAGGAGGAAGACUAAUUUGGCAUUGUGAGAAAUACCACAAUGUUUGUUUCCUCUGAGCUCUUUAGUAUUUUUUUUUCCCAACUGAAGAUUGGAGCUUGGAAAAAUCAUUAAGCAGCAGUGACCGGAGGGAAUCACGCAGCUCAUCAUAUCUUUGUCAUCACAGCUAUUGAUCAGAGCCAUGAUGAAAAUGGGCCAACAACUCUAAACAAUACCAGGCGAGAGCCGAUGAGACAAAGGUUGUUAAGAGCCCCAAUGCUUGAUUCGGGUUUAAAAGACACAGAUGACUGGGAGCAGUCCCUGAGACACCAUUUGGCCGUAACUUAGAAAAUGAGGGAUUUCUGUAAUAUAUCUGUAGUUGCUUUAUCGAGCAUAGGGAUCAGUGUGAGAUUCUGCUCAGUCUAUUAUACAGGCAGCGUAACCAGAAUAAAUCAAAAUUGUUUAAAAAAAAAUUCUAAUAAAGUACUUUUUCAGCUGUGACUUGUAAGUGUCACUGUGAUGGAUGGCCGGGCAAUCCUUUGUGCAAAGACAAGGCUCUUAACAUGAAAUUUUAGAAUUCAAUUUUGUGAUUUACACAGAGGAUCCCCUUCGUAUUUACGGCACAGCAGUCUGUUUUGAUUCAAUCUCUGCGUAAUCGAAACCAGGGCCAAGCAUCUCAGUUAGUCCUACAGUUGCUUUUUAAAUGGGGAGGAGAAAUAAGGGCCUAUCACGUACAUAAUAGAGCUAAAAGGAUUGCUUUGCUUGUUAAAUAUUAUUUGCUAUAUCUUAUGAGUCUAGCAGCAAUGCUGAACCUGAGACACAUGGAUGCUGUGCCUUUGUGCUGGGAUUUGAUGGGAUGAAAUCUGGCUCCCACUGGCCAGCAGCAUCCUCCAUCCUGGAGCGAGCAUGGCCUGGGGUAUUUUUGCUCCUGCUCUUUCAACCUCCAAGAGCACAGCAAGUUUUUUGGCAUCUUUUUUUUAUUAAAAUCGUUUUAUUAUGAUCAUUAAAUAGUUAGAUAUUUGAAUACCCCCAUUAUGCUAAAGAAUUUUCAUGAGUUUUGUGGGGGAAAAAAAAAAAAACCAACAAACAGUAGAAGAGCUUUUCUUGUGGUUUGUUUGGGAUUUUUUUCAUCUCUAGAAUACAUUUAAAUAACGUUACUUGUGAUUCUAGAUCAAACAGACACUGUGAGGACAUGUAGCUCCCUGUCCAGGACCCCAGUCUCGCUCCUGAAUGAAAGGCCAUUGCGUGUGCUGGGGGCUGUUUCCCACAACAGUUUUCUACCCUCUGCUACCCAAUCCAAAACCAACUCACCCCAUUCAAGGGAAACUUUUUGUGUCUCUUGCCUGCUUUCCUUUAAUUACCAUAAAAUUUCAUGUUCCUGAAAAAGUAUUACAUGACUCAACUGUUAACAACUAUCCCAGAGGUCAAUGCUUUCUGGGCAGCAGAGCAUAGAAAACCAGAAGUGAAAAUUAACUAAAUAUAUAUACAUACUUUUUUUUUUUCCCCUCAGAGUUGGAAACCAUUCAAGCAAACAAUAGAACUUUCCAAAAAGAAAGUAAAACUUUUGGACAGUUCGUGGAUGCUGUUGAAAUAACCAAUCGAAAAAUCACACGUUUUGGUUUAAAAAAAAAAAAAGUUUACUUUGUGUGAGGACUUCUAAUGCAGCUCCAGCCAAGAAGAGGACUUUGUAUCAAAGCUGCAUCUGUAAGCCCAGCACUGGAGGCUCUUGUCAUUACCCUGUGUAAUAAUUUUCCUGAAGUCUGGAACUAAUUUUUUGAGAAAUUUUUUUUCUCGACACUUUGUGUUUCUAAUACUGUAUUCUUGACUGUGUAAAUAACACCAGGCUGUAAAUAAGUGCAGAUGUAGAUACCUUCUAGGAAGAAAAAAGCAAACAGACAGAAGUGACCAUGUGUAGC